This is a messenger RNA of Synchiropus splendidus (mandarinfish), 7477 nucleotides long. RefSeq names its product ataxin 1-like (gene atxn1l). Gene Ontology annotation, molecular function: RNA binding; protein binding. Gene Ontology annotation, cellular component: nucleus. Gene Ontology annotation, biological process: anatomical structure development; regulation of DNA-templated transcription. The record is from RefSeq and is a predicted model, not a curated record. Bases 247 to 2652 code for a protein of 801 amino acids. NCBI's taxonomy places the organism in Eukaryota, Metazoa, Chordata, Actinopteri, Syngnathiformes, Callionymidae. The transcript has 3 exons.
CGUCAUCGAUAAGCGCCUCAGUUGGCCUUCGAAAUGGGCUCGUCUGCCGAGCCUUGAUUUCUCUAAUUGUCCCUCAGGAUGUCAACUUUUUAUACAGCAACGUCCACCCGAGAUGUCAUUUGGAGGUGAUUUGAAAGGGGAAGCCAGCCGGGUGAUUUCGGAACUACAUCCUGUGCAGGCUAACUUGCUUAAAGGUUUUGGUUCCUGUACAGUCUAACAAGGUGAUCCACCUUUGCUGAGGUUGCUAUGAAACCUGCUCAGGAGCGCAACCAGGAGUGCCUACCUCCGAAAAAGAGGGACCACAUUGUCAGUAACAGUGGUGGAGUCGGAGGGGCAGGUGGUGCCACUGGAGGAGGAGGAGGGACGAGAGCAGUUGGUAGCGUUGCUGGAAGUGCUGCACGGGAAGAAAAUGUGGCUUCUGCACCAAACAAUACAGCCAACAGUGACGCAACAUCUGGAGAAUGGGUUCGACACCAGCCAGGAGUUCCUUAUGGAGUAGAAGGCUCAGAUGGCAUGUCGGCCGUACCACUAGACCAGUACAGUAUGCUUUACAAAGUGGCACUGCCUUCGCCCACCAGUCUUCACCCGGUGUUAAGCCACAUCUCUCCUGCUUACACUGUUCACUCUCCUCUUCUCCAGCACCCUGGACUCUCUUAUCCUCCUCUUGGUUAUCAGAUCCCACAUUCCUCCCUCCAGUUUGUCAGCUCCCCAUACGCCACAUUACCUUACGCUCUGCCCUCUGGCAUUGUUCCUGGCUCCUUAAUCUCUCCCUCAGGCACCAUUCCUCAGGCCCAUGCAGUGUCCCACCUUGUUCCCUACCCAUCUGUCAUACAGGAAGGGGUUGUUUCUCCUCCUCCCCAGGCCCAGGUAGCUGCUCACACCUUUGCCAAAGUCACAGCCUCCAGUGGUGUACCGCUGGUGUUGCCUUCAGAGCAGGCUGCCCAGCAGCAUAUUGGGUCUCUUGGAAUCUUGCCGGCAGCAGAGCUUGGCUCUCGAGCGCUGUCGGUCUACUAUCACCCUCAGGCCGCCAGAGCCGCUGCUGCUACCAGAGAACUAUCCAGUAAUCAGCAGGAGAAUGAAGCCGAGAUGAAUGGUGGGGACAAAGAACCGGGGGCCCGGGAUUGUAUCCAAGAUUACAAUGCCCGAAAUGCUCGUCUGCAUCAGAUAGCAGUCAGCUCCGAAGCUCAGGAGCAAAAGCAGGACAGAGGGUCACAGAGCCGGAGACUUGGCUCCCCGUGUCCGCGGAGCACUUCGGACACCGACUUGGAGGUACAGCUGGUGGUCGGUCGACAGGGAGUUACAGCAGGCAGGAAAGAAGUCUCCUUUGCUCCUCUGAAUCUUUCUCAAGGUGUCCAGAGAACCAAGGAGCUGCACGUUGAGACCACCGGAAUGAUGGCGGAUCGCCCCACAUACACAGUUCAACCUGUGAGUAUCAAUGACCCCAGGCUCCCUAGUCUUCAGCAGCAUGUGGCUCAGUCUGGCCACACAGUCAUGCUGGCCAACAACCAGCCAGUUCUUCUUCCCAUGGACUAUCAUCUGCAACAACAACAGACUCUGCAUCAUCAGCCGCAGCAGCACGUGCAAACCAAUGAUGGUCCCUCUAACGCUGGCUUCAAAUCAAGAGCAUGCCUGUCUGAUGGAGAUGUGACUGAAGUAACUUCGCAGCAGCCGCCCCAGCCUCCUGCCGAUGUGACCCCAGCCUUAGCAUCAAGUGUCGUGCCCGCUCCAGCGGCAUGCAAUCCUUCACACUUUAUGAAGGGCGCCAUCAUUCAGUUGGCCACCGGUGAACUCAAGCGUGUAGAGGACCUAAAGACCCAGGACUUUGUACGCAGUGCAGAGGUCAGCGGGGGACUUAAGAUUGACUCUAGCAUGGUGAUGGACAUUCGACCGAGCCAGCAGAGACCGGGCUUGGUCUCGCUUCACUUCACUGUGGGUGAACAGCAAAGCAGAGUGACCAUCGAUGUUCCACCAGAGCACCCCUUCUUUGUUUUCGGACAAGGCUGGUCGUCUUACAGUCCGGAGCGCACUGCCCAGCUCUAUGGUUUGACCUGCCACCAUCUGCAAAUAGGAGACGUGUGCGUGUCCAUCACCCUGCAGCAGCAGCAGCAGCAGCAACAGUCUCAGUCACAGCAGCAGAAGCAGUCACAACAUCAUCAGUCGCAACAGCAGAGCUCGUCUCGGACUCCCCACAAAACCAUCACGAUUUCUUCAGAGUCAGGUCAUCAACUCAUGGGACCACCAGCCCCACAACAUUCCCGCUCACUGUCCCAAUCUAGAGUAGAACGCAUUCAAAGAGAGAGACACAGAGAUGCGGAUGUGGUGGAUAAGGAGGAAGCCACAACGUUGGGCGUGGGUGAACAUUUGGAACAGUCUUGCAGACCAAGUAGGAACUCAGCAGAGCAUCCAAGGAGUCACAGCAGUUACCAUUUGCACACGGAGGCUUCUGCUUUCACUGCAGGUGGACUGAGCGCAGUGCAGGCAGCGCUCGGUUCAUCUCAGAGGCGGUGGUCCUCACCAGGACUCCAACGGUUCAAUAUGAAGGGUGAUGAAGGUUCGCGACCUCAGUUAAACACGUCGGGCCACUCGAGACCAUCAUUCAUCCCCCAGGAGGUCAAACUGUCCAUCGAGGGGCGCUCUAAUGCAGGGAAGUAGCAUCGUGUUUGGUAGCAACUCUGGAAGAAACUGCCACGAGUUCGUAGUCUGACUAGGAGAGAAAGAGGAGAAAAGAGUGUGAAUGUAGCCUCAGAAUGUUUGAGAUUUUGCACAAUCAAAAAACAUACAAAAUCUUUGUCUAUUUGUUGGAGCGCGUAUUUGCUUUCACUUAGCCAAAGGGGCCUCUGGGUUCACCACAGGUUCAACAGAUUGAAGACAGAGUAAAAAGUAUGUAGCUGAUAAAAAUGCCAACCAUAGUUUGUACUCACUACAUUUCUCUCUUCCUCCCUCCCUCCUCUGUCAUCGCCUCCAGGAGUUGACCAUCUCAUUCUUAGCGUGCCCGCUCUCUGAAGCCAAACUUUCCCAUUGGAGCCCUGCUGCUCGCACCAGAAAGUGCUUCGCCGAUACUAAAGCUCCUUGCGUCGCUUGACAGCAGUCGAAAGAUCCAUGAUGAUUUAGCUCCGACAUUCCUCUAUCCUCAAACAGCUUUUUGCCAAAACAAAGCAUAGCUGGUUCUGUUCUGCAGCUCCUUUGUUGACACUAACUCGCUGCGCGUUUCAUUUAUUUCUCAUAUCUGUGAAGCAGAAAUAUCUUCUUGUUCUUUUCACAGUCAGCAGGCAAAAAAAUUGGAUCCCGUUUCAGGAUCUUGUUUCCCACUUAUCUUACAAGUCAGUAUGACCGUAGGUUGAGCUAUAAGGAUGAAAAUAUUAAGUAUUUCACUCACCAGAACCACAGAUUUUUUUUUCAUCGUGCAAACAAAGUGAAUACUGAAGGGUAUUCAUGUCCGAAGAAGAAUUCUAUGUUGCAGCGCCACCCAGUGGUUGGGAUGUAUGCUUACACAUGCUCAUAGGAAGGAUUUCUGUCUUUCAGCUCUCAUUGGCAAAUCUCACGUUGUAUUGUUACCAGCCCCUGAAUAGCACAGAGAUUUAAUAAUGAAUUAGUUAUUUCCUUCAAUAGUAAUCUGUCAAUAUUUUUGGCCAGAAGAAUAGUCAAAUUCUUGUAUCGGCUACUUAUUAACCCAUUGGGUUUUUAUAAAAACAAAUUCCAUUCGUACUUUGUCUUUUUCUAAAUGAAAAAUGUUAAAUUCAUGUUAAAGUCACUUAUUUGGUACAUGAGUCAUUUGUGCCCCAAAAGGUCAUAUUAGCCUCAAGCUUUGUUUGUGCUUCUCUUCUGCUGGGUCAAGUUGGGACUUGAGUGCAGCCGCGUCGCCUGAUUCAACAUGUCACUUACAAGCUCGCUUGACUUCCCAGACCAACGUGCGUUGUGCUGGGUUGUUUUCUGCAUCUGUGCGUCAGUUGUACAAGCAUUUAUUCAUCAUCUUGUAUCACCGGUGAGAUGACCCACCGUUAGUACCUCAAAACUUUGACCAGCCACUUGAGCUUGGGAAGGGCUGGCUGAUCUACCAAAGCCGUGUGUGGGACAGAAAGUUAGAAACUAGUGGAGGUCAUUGAUUUUGACCGUAGUUUUAUCUCUCGCUUUCUUCACUGGCUGCGCUUCGAGUUGGUGUCGGAAGUCUCCUUUGAGGGAGACACCUGUGCUGAUAAAUUCCACAGUCAGUUGUGUUCUUCAGCUGAGAUUCAUUUUUCGUCUACGUUUCAUUUCACUGCAGGAAGUGACUGGUGGCCCCAACUAUUGUGUUUGUUCAUCAUACAAAGAAAGAACUAUUACUGAGUUGCUGCUGGUUUUUGGUUUAGGUUUAGAUUUUUUUGAAUUGCUACGAUGUCUUUCAAUAGUUUUCCUCGCUGUAGACUGACUGUCUUUGUCUCUUCAAAGACAGUGUCUAAGGGGCUGCCACGUGUUGCAUCUUCAUGAGUGAGGAUUUUGAGAUCAAAUCUGCAGUGAACUGAGGAAGUGAUGGGUGAGAUGCAAUCCAUCAGCUGACCUUUUUGUGGCACACUGUCAAAACUGCAGAUGUGACAGGCAAAAUAGGUUUGUAUGUGGUGAGCUGUUGAGAGCACAUCUAUCUCAGAGCCUGGAGAGACUAUGCACUGAGGAGCUGAGGCUCAUUGCUCAGCCUGCAGUCCCUGCACAGUAGUUGAUAAUAAACCGAUGUGUUUGGUCCCCAAUUUUGAACUUUCAGCAUAGAAUCAUUCAAAUACUGAAUAUAGAAAAACAUACUGACCCUUUGUUAUGUUUCAUUGUGCAAGUUAUCUCUUGUACACUCUUUAUGUUUACGGUUUUGCGACAAUAUUUUAGCCACCAUGAUUGUCUUGUGUUGCACAACGUUACUCUGUGGUUUCAUACUGACCUUUUUUUUUUAGAUGGGUUUUUGUAAAUGAAGGGAACUCGUAAGACGUUGCUUUAGUGGAAAAACCGACCUGCAUUUUUAUCUGUGUUUACAAAUUAGCCAAGAUAAAUGCUGCGGUUUCUCCAGUGUGACGGUCACUCAAUAACGGUGAAGCAAAUCUCAAGUGCAAUUAGCUCAUGACGCAGACAUUCCUGGGAGAGUGUUUAUCAUGCAGUCGUUUUAGGAAGUUUAACUCUGUCGCGCUGAACUUCAGGUGCUUUUGUCGUCACUGAUGUCAUUUCCCACGUGUUUGCUGCGCAGUGUGUCUGGAAAGAGGUUGGUUUUUUGGGAGGGUCUCUGUGUUGUUGUGCUACACUAAAGGCAGCAUCUGCAUCUUGUCAGCUCUUUCAGUCUGACUGUAGUGACACUGGUGUUGUAGCUCACUGAGAUGGUUUUCUUGUCGUUUUUUUUAACUGCUGGCACCAAAAAAAAAAGCCACCAAGAUGCAUAUCUCGGGGUUGGUUUCUCUAAAGACAAUCAGACGAUGUCCAGCUACCUUUCCGGCGGGUAUGUGGCGUCCAACUUGUGCCUGGAUCAGUAACCUUCUUCACCACGUACAUCAUCACCCUGAUGUGAAAACAUGUAAAGUAAUGAAGCAGACUGACGCAGUUUGUGCUUGAGAUUUGAAGUUGGAUCGUGAGUUCCUCUCAGCGAUAUUGCAUCCACUGUAUUUUCAGAGUCAUAACAAGAAUAUAUAUGUAUAUCGCCGCUUAUAAUUUGGAGUAGAAGCCUUUCACUUGUGGACCUCACUUCUUAGAAUUUUAUCACCUCCUCCUCUGGAGGCUCUUCACAGCUCUCGUCCCAUCUCGCUGCAAAGCAAUAUCCGUCAUUUCAACACAUCGCCGUGAGUCUAUGCAGUCAACUCAGUAUUGUCGCCGCCUUGGUGUGGUACAACAAAGUAUUUUCCUUGCUGCGUGACGAGACGAAAACACAAGGGCUGAGCAGUAUCGACCUGGUUUUUUGCGUCACUGAAUAGCAAUGUUCAUUUCAACGGUUCUUAUGCUUGAGCAGUUAAAUCAUGUAGUUUUGGGUUUACAACCGUCAUGUGUUUGCCUGACAGGUUUUGUUUAUUCAAAGUCUAUAAAACCUAUAUUUUUGUCUCUGUACAUUUUAAAGGUCGGCAAUAUAUCGAGAAAAUGGUUUAUGGUUUGCCUUGGCAUACGCUUGACAUUUCCCAUUUACUUACACACUGACAUCACCUCUGACGGGUCAAAGCCUGUCACAUGACAUAGGACGUAAACAAAAAGCAAAAAUGCGAUAGUAGUCGGAAUUGCUCUUAUUAGUGGCUUUAAGUUUGCCAUCCACAAAUGUUUACAUCAGGCUACACAACCUGCUGUUCAUACUGCUCACCCCUGCUGUGCUUCCGUCAGCUUUAACAGUCACCGUUUUCAAUCCUGUUUCUGCGACUUCUUUUUUGAUAAUCUGCUUAGCUGGCAAAUUCCAAUUGACCCAACGUGUCCAGGAGGGUUCCCCUCCCUGCUGUAAGUAAUUGCACUAAUAGUUCUCUGUCACAGAAUAAAGUGAAGACGUGGUGAAGCACACAGAGAAAGCGCAGCGGUGUGUUUCUGUAGAUAGUUUUCUUUGUACAGAUAGCUUUGUCUCUCGUCCGUAAUGCCUUAAAUUCUGCUCGUGUUAAGAUGGAGUUGUGCUUUUGGCUGUACUUUUAGAAUCCCCUCACAACUUUGGAUUUUAUUUCACUGCACAAACCCACAGACACGUUUACUUUCCCACCAGACAAAGCCAAAAGUACCCAGGAGCCAAGCGCACGUCUUAUGGAUAUAGUUGCACAAGGUGACGAUAGAUCAGAGCAAAUGUGUGUGUGAUAGCUUUCUCCUGGUGGUGUUCUUAAACUGCGACGACGGACUUUUGUGAGUGUCGCUGACGUCCUACGAGACGAGAAGAAACGGUUUUAACAACGUCUGUGUAUUUUCAGAUUUGUACUUUCUUGGCACAAGGUGACACUGCUUUUUUUUUUUUUAAAUGUGAUGUGUAACUAAAAUACUUGCCUAAAUCUGCAAAAUAUAUGCAAUGAUUUUAAUGUACCAUUCAAUCCUCAAGUAUAAUCCAGGUCGUAUGAACUUUGUAUAGUGAGUUUUAAUACUGUACGGUCGUACCAACAUGUAUUGAUCUUAUCAGAAGCCUUAGCGUUGUCGACCCAAAGUGCUCCCUUAGAUGACCCUACCUGAACUUAACAAAGCAUUAAUAUUUCUAUUCCGUUGCCAUUUUAUUUGUACCCUUUUUGAAUACGAUAGAUUUGUACUGUAUAUUUGUACCUUUCUGUGAACUACUUUUUUUUCGCCGUUUUAAUUCUAUGUACUUAAGGACACAAAGAUAUUGUAUUUUUAUUGUUACAGCUAACUUGGAGACAUUGCAUUUAUCAUGUUUAAGUAAACACAAUAUAAUAUAUAUGUAAACGAAUAUAAAUAUAAACUAUUAUUCCACUUGUGUUUCUUGUGUUUGUUUUUCAGACAUUUUCUUUAUGCACAUUAACAGAGUUGCAGUACAAGUAGGGCCACUGUUUAGUAUGAGUUUAUAAAG